Messenger RNA from Onychomys torridus (southern grasshopper mouse), 1902 nucleotides. RefSeq names its product cytochrome P450 26C1. NCBI's taxonomy places the organism in Eukaryota, Metazoa, Chordata, Mammalia, Rodentia, Cricetidae. Gene Ontology annotation, biological process: sterol metabolic process. The transcript has 6 exons. Gene Ontology annotation, molecular function: monooxygenase activity; heme binding; iron ion binding. The record is from RefSeq and is a predicted model, not a curated record. The coding region runs from base 33 to 1589 and encodes 518 amino acids.
CCUCCCCUCCCCCCCCCCCCCGCAGGCUUGCCAUGUUUUCUUGGGGGUUGAGCUGUUUGUCCAUGUUGGGGGCUGCGGGCACCGCUCUCCUGUGUGCCGGUCUGCUGCUCGGACUGGCCCAACACCUCUGGACCCUCCGCUGGACUCUGAGCCGGGAUCGGGCCUCUGCCUUGCCCCUACCCAAGGGCUCCAUGGGCUGGCCAUUCUUGGGUGAAACGCUGCACUGGUUGGUUCAGGGCUCUCGUUUCCACAGUUCACGCCGCGAGCGCUACGGAACAGUAUUUAAGACGCACCUUCUCGGCAAGCCCGUGAUCCGCGUGAGCGGCGCAGAGAACGUGCGCACCAUCUUGCUGGGAGAGCACCGCCUGGUGCGUAGCCAGUGGCCGCAGAGUGCGCACAUCCUGCUAGGUUCACAUACACUCCUCGGCGCGGUUGGCGAGCCCCAUCGGCAGCGGCGUAAGGUCCUGGCGCGCGUGUUCAGUCGCCCGGCUCUGGAGCAAUUCGUGCCGCGACUGCAGGGGGCACUGCGGCGAGAGGUGCGCUCCUGGUGCGCGGCCCGAGGACCAGUAGCUGUCUACGGGGCUGCCAAAGCGCUCACCUUUCGCAUGGCCGCGCGCAUUCUCCUGGGUCUGCAGCUGGACGAAGCGCGAUGCACCGAGCUAGCCCAAACCUUUGAGCAGCUGGUGGAGAACCUCUUCUCGCUGCCCUUGGAUGUGCCCUUCAGCGGCCUGCGCAAGGGCAUCCGGGCCAGGGACCAGUUGUAUCAGCACCUGGAUGAGGCCAUUGCUGAGAAGCUUCAUGAGGAACAGGCAGCAGAGCCAGGUGAUGCCCUGCACCUGAUCAUUAACAGCUCUAGGGAGUUGGGCCAUGAGCUCUCUGUGCAAGAGUUGAAGGAGUCGGCUGUGGAGCUCCUCUUCGCGGCCUUCUUCACCACGGCCAGCGCCAGCACGUCGCUCAUCCUGCUGCUUCUGCAGCACCCGGCAGCCAUCGCCAAGAUCCAGCAGGAGCUGUCAGCGCAGGGACUGGGGCACGCGUGUAGCUGCGCACCCCUGGCCACAGGGCCCAGACCGGACUGCAGCUGUGAGCCCGACCUUAGCCUGGCGGCGCUGGGUCGUCUGCGCUAUGUCGACUGUGUAGUCAAGGAGGUCCUUCGCCUCCUACCGCCGGUGUCCGGGGGCUACCGCACAGCGCUGCGGACCUUUGAGCUGGACGGCUACCAGAUCCCCAAAGGCUGGAGCGUGAUGUAUAGCAUCCGAGACACGCACGAGACAGCUGCUGUGUACCGUAGCCCGCCCGAGGGCUUCGAUCCCGAGCGCUUUGGCGUGGAGAGUGAGGACGCGCGGGGCUCCUGCGGUCGCUUCCAUUACAUCCCGUUCGGCGGCGGCGCGCGCAGCUGCCUGGGCCAGGAGCUAGCGCAGGCGGUGCUGCAGCUGCUCGCCGUGGAACUGGUGCGCACCGCGCGCUGGGAGCUGGCUACACCUGCCUUCCCGGUCAUGCAGACGGUGCCCAUCGUGCAUCCAGUGGACGGGCUGCGACUCUUUUUUCACCCUCUCGCGACUUUGGGUGCGGGGGAUGGGUUACACCUCUGACUCGCUGCUCCUCUAGCCUUGACUUGCCCCGUGGCUGCCUCGCACACCCGGCCCUCCCAUCUUCAGCGCCCUAGGUCCUCAUGGCGCACUUUCACGGAGUCGUGGGUUUAACAAAUGCUCAUGGGACGAUUCUGCGCUAGACUGGAAGGAGUAAUAGACUGAGCCACCGCUCCUGCAGUGGAGGAGCUCCGGGCUUGGGGGAAGGAGCGCGCUGGAGAGCAGGAGGCGCGCUCCACUUCCUAGGCAUUUCCCAAGAUCUCAACAAGCCAGAGGUGGAGAGAACCUAUCUCCACUUCACUUUCCUGUAGCAGGU